UUUCGCGUUACGUAUUUUUAUUUUCGAUCGCGAGUGUCGGAUAAGUGCAAAUUAGUGAGAGUGUAAUGUACGAAUUACUUGGAUAAUUCGUACUUAUGUGUUUGGAAAAUGAUAGGAAAAAGUGUGUGAAAAGAAUAAAACGUAGAAUGCAACACAGCAGGAAGGACGUAUCAAGUUUCAUUACAAGGAGAUAAGCAGAAGACAAGGAUAGAAACAGCAAAGGAGCAAUACGGAAUACGAAGACGCUCGAAGUAUUAUCGAAUACAUGCUGGUGAAGCUAUUGACGUCUCUAUCCUCGUAGUUCCUUACGGAAAUAUGGAAAUACCUGCUGGAAAGGAAGAGGAGAAAUUCGAAGAGGGAGGAGAAUCCUAUCAAUGCUCUUGAUGACACCAUUGAACUGAUAUUCAUGCCAUUCAAAUGUGGAGCAGGGCUGACACGUGCGCGCGCGGCUGUCACGUUGGCGGGCCUGGAAUCGCAGCGAGGAAAAAAUUGACGAGCUGUGUGAACACAUCGCGUUAUCGCGUAUAUCCGCAGUGCGCGUCGUGCACGGUGCGGUUGUGCAGCGGAUGAGCGUGUCCGUCGUAUUUACGCAAACACUGGAGAGUGUCGCGAAUCCCAUCGUCGUCGUCGUCGAGCGAGAGCCUAGCGGUUGGCCUAGUCCGGAGUCGUGGGUGUUCCGGAGAUGAUCGGCGCUCGCGAGGAUCGCGAGAGGACGAGCACGACGACGAGCCGGAAGCUCUUCGCGGCGGGAAUGUGAGCGAGGAACGCGCUCCGGGAGCAUCACGUCGACCUGGCCCGAGUCGGGGCGGAAGAGACGCGUUCACGAAGAAGGUCGCGCGCUGUUGCUUUAUAUGCUGUACGCUUCACGCGUUCGCGGGAAUCGGCGAAUUCGUAGCGGCGAUGGCGGAUUUCGACGCGAUCUACGAGGAAGAGGAGGAGGAGAACGAGCAGAAUUUGGAGGAGCAUUACGUCGCGAUGGUGCCGGAUCCAAUUGUCAUCCGCGGGGCUGGCAAUAUGACGGUAUUCGGUCUCAGUAAUCGUUUUGAAUCGGAGUUUCCUAAUGGCCUCAUAUCCCGGGUGGCACCAGAAGAAUUUAAAGCAACCGUUAUGAGAAUAAAUAGUGUACUGAAAAAAACUUUACCCGUUAAUGUUAAGUGGUUAUUCUGCGGUUGUGUAUGCUGCUGCUGUACCCUAGGAUGUUCUCUGUGGCCUGUCAUUUGUUUGAGUAAAAGGACUCAACACUCAUUAAACAAAUUAUUAGAAUGGGAAAAUAGUCGGCUUUACCAUAAACUUGGAUUGCAUUGGAGAUUGGCAAAACAGAGAUGCGAUAGCUCUUCUAUGAUGGAAUACGUUCUUCUAAUUGAAUUUAUUCCAAAGAUUCCAAUCUAUAAGCCCGACUAAGUAAACAAUAUAAAGCAUAUUUAAAUUGUGCAAUUAAUAAUACAUCAAUAUAAAUAUUGUGCAAUGCAACUUACAUGCAGAGAAAUGCAGAACAGAAAGUGCCGCUACAAUGAUACAGGUACUCUUUCUGGUACUUAUCUAAUGCAUAUUUUUGUAAAUAUCAUGAGUAGGAAUGCACAGUACAAUAAUUUGACAUAUAAUAAUGAAAUUUUAAUUAUCAAAAAAAAAAUAAAAAUAAAAAGA
This is a messenger RNA of Camponotus floridanus (Florida carpenter ant), 1644 nucleotides long. Its product is annotated as cysteine-rich hydrophobic domain-containing protein 2. The transcript is spliced from 6 exons. The coding region runs from base 901 to 1401 and encodes 166 amino acids. The record is from RefSeq and is a predicted model, not a curated record. Lineage: Eukaryota; Metazoa; Arthropoda; Insecta; Hymenoptera; Formicidae.